GUCCUGUCUUUACCGUUCCUCGGAAUAUCUCCACUACUGUACUACCCGGGUGAAUCUGGAAACUGACCGGUUGUCGUCGAUGCGGGAUAUCGUCAAGUUGUGCUCCGGUCUCAUGACAAGAUGGGGGUCGACCCGUUGUCUCCCAUUGCGCCUGUGCGCCUGAGGGCGCUUUUGCUGCCAAUUGGAAAGAUCAGGCGCUCGCGUUUCCUGAGCUUCGCCGCCAGACUUCAAGCUGAGAAUGUGGUGCGGUUAGGGGACAUCAGUCCGGAUGCUCGGCCAAACCGAAAUAUGUUCUCUCCGCUAGCGUUUCCCACCGGAAUGAUUCUCUAUGAUCUGUCCUUCUCCGUUCCCCCCACUUCGCACCUGGAGUUGUUCCCAUUCGAUAUAUACAGAGAGCCACUGGUGAUUAUUGCGAUCGCUGAUGGGACGGAACUGCCUCGAAGCUCCGAUGAAAAGCAGAAGCACCCCACACCGGAGGGUCUUGAUCAAUUACUGGAGGAACUGGAUGAGGCGAAGGAGAGGAACCCACGAGCACUGGUGAACCAACUUCUGGUCUUUGACUAUGAUGGCCUCGAGAAGCUCACGAACGGACCGGAUAAUGUACUUUGGAUCCCUCGCCCGCAGGCCUCCAAAGCCACCACUAUGAAGACGGUUCUGUGUGAUAUUACGUCGGUGUUGCUUUCGGAGCUGGACGAGUUUGCCAAAAUCAUUCAAAGCAUACCGUCAAUUGAAUCACCUAAGGUCUCAUCGUGGGGACCUCAUCGCAAUCCAGAACUACGACCUCGGCCGGUGGACCGCUUACUGAACCGCAUGACACUACCAGCACAUAUGCCAUCCAAUCCCAAUGGCGGUGCACCGGAAACCCCUCUGAGCUCAAAUGCCAGCUCGCCAGCUCCGAGUGAGGAGACUCCGACAACAUUUGAUGAAAUCACCCGAUCGAUUCAUCUGUCCCGUACCAAUUCUGGGGCCAGGAGCCCUUCGAUAGCUUCGCCCAAAGAACAUAGUCGAGAUCGAAUGUCUGUCAGCGGAUUGAGUGCUACUGACAGGACUAAGAAUCGCAUCAAGGGCCGGGCUGGGGUAGUUAUUGGCACCCUUUUCCUGCAGGCAGGAAGGUGGCCAGAUGCCCUGAAGGAGCUGAUAGAAGCGACGAACAACGCUCGAGCGGGUAGUGAUUAUAUCUGGCAUGGCAAAGCACUGGAGUCCAUUCUUCUUUGCCUUCUGAUGAUGGGGUGGGCAGGCAUGGAUUUUACAAUUCCUUCUGUCCUUUAUCCUGUGGCCGACAAGUCUUCUAAAUUGCAACGGGACUCUACUGCUUCUCCAGCCCCCGCCGGAAAUCGCAUUGUUUCCCUCCAAAAUCUGGCCAACCUGUUGCCGGACCUUGCCAAUACCAUAUUGAAUCUCUAUAAUCGCGCCGCCAACAUCACCGAUGAACCGCUACCUCAACUGCUUUUUUCUGAGACUGUCAUUCGACUAUCCAGGCUCUUGGUUGCAGCUCGCAUUCGAGACGGUGCUCUCGAUGAUAACGCUCUCAAACACAUCGUGAUGAACGAGCCCCUAAUUCCUCUCCACCAACAGGAGCUCCCGCGCGGCACAGUCUUGCUUCGGAAGUCUGAAAUCGCAAGCUUCUUGUUCCGAGCUCUUCCACUUGCCGCCAGCGCAGACCUGCCUGCUACCGAUGCUGUGCCUAUUAUUGUUGGAGUCGUUUCCGUUCUUAAUGCUUUGGAUCUUCCGCGGAAGAAGGCCUUCCUCAUGCGAGAGCUUCUCGCUGUCAUGGUACCUAGUCUGGUACAAGCACGAAAGAUUGGCGCCGCAGAGGUGGGCAUUCACCCCGCCGCCGGCCUUGCGUCCCUUACUGAUACCGCGUUUGAUGUCAAUGCUCUCGACGUGGGUCCGGGGAACACGGAAGCUAGUGUACGCCAUCUUCUUGCUACAGUGGGCGAGAUCUACGGAGCCCAACCCUCGGCAUUUUACGAGUGGGAGAAGCGCCAGAGCUACUCAUCUGCUCCUGGUGAAUGUCCGGAGUACGACUCGGUUGCCGGUAUCGCAGAACGGUCUUUUCGGCAUGUCGUGUUGGAUCGAUAUGGUGAUCUCAACUUGAAGAUUGAUGUUCUAAAAGCGUGCAUCAACUGCUGUGAAGCGCUUCCUGACUUUGAUGGUGUACUUCGAUUUACGGUUGAGCUUUUGCAAACCAUCCGAGGCGAUUUGAUGCUGACCGAGCACAAGAAAAUGCCGCCGUACCUGCCACCAGACGAGCAAGUGCGUCUCUUGAACAACAUCAAGCGGACUGUUGGAGCCGCUAACCGGCUGGGAGCAUCAAACAUGGCUGCAGAGUAUUGGGACGACUUUCUCGUGCGUGAUGUCCAAUUGCUUGCGUUGCCAGAUCCCAGACGGCCCGUUCGCCGAUCCAAGACCGAGCUAGACGCUGUCACCACGAAAUCUCAGAAGUCGAAAAAAGACCCAUUCCUUUACAAUCCUUUUGCAAAGCCCAGCAGCAAGGCUUUGGAGAUGCUCGCGGUGACUGAUGAGGCUGCUUCAUUCCGAAUUACCCUCCAGAAUCCGUAUGAGUUUGAAAUUGACAUCGACCUUCUGCGGCUGGAAAGCGAAGGAGUCGCCUUUGAAGCUGUGGCGGAAAAUAUCAUCCUUCCUCCGCUUUCUUUGCAGGAUGUCAUUCUCCUUGGAACCGCUCACGAGGAAGGAAACCUCAACAUUACCGGAUGCAUUGUUCAAGUACAGAACUGCAGGAUGCGCAGAUUCCCUAUUUUCAAGUCAUUCUGGAAACCCGAGCCCGAGGUCAAGUUCAAACGUACAGGGUUGGCAUCGAAGAGGCCUCUCAAUGACCGUCCGGUGUCCUGGAGCUCAACCACGUCGAAAGAUGGAAAGAUUGAGGCUAAGAAGGGUCCUGAGACGGCGACAUGCCAGGUCAAGGUCAUCGGCAAACAGCCAUCUCUUGUGAUUGAGUCCAUGUCACUAUCACAGUCGGCUUUGAUGGUUCUCGAAGGAGAAAUUAAAUCAUUCACAAUCACGCUUCAAAACACUUCCUCUUGCCCCGUGGAUUUUGUCUUGUUUACCUUCCAAGACUCUACCACCAAGCAGCUUCAAACGGCUCUGAGGAACAAAGACUUGCUGCCGGUUGAGAUUUAUGAGUUGGAACUCAAGCUUGCCACUCAGCCGGCCCUGCGAUGGCGCCGCGAGGGACCUGACACUAGCGACUGCUCGAUUGCAGCCAAAGACAAGGCCACAUUCACCGUCGAUGUGCUGGGUAAGCCCGGCUUGCAAGACACGACGGUGCAGAUCGACUACUCAUGUCUGGGAGCUAAGCAGGCAGACCUUCCUGAUGUAUUCUACACUCGGCAAUUGUUUGUUCCGCUGACAGUCACGGUCAACGCGAGCGUGGAAGUUGCUCGUUGUGAUAUUCUUCCAUUCAGCGGCGAUUUCGCUUGGAAGAAUAACAUCGAUGCGCCGUCCGACGCACCCCAAGAUCCGAAUUCACCUCUGUCUACAACAGACCAUGAUCCGUUUUCUCAAGUACUUGCUCGUCUCGGCAAUGGUGCCUAUGGACCCGACCACUGUGUGGUUCUUCUCGAUCUUCGCAAUGCGUGGCCAAGCCCGCUGUCCGUGUGGCUACGAGUUAGUGAAUAUUCCAUCACCGAUAUUUCAUCUCCUCAGUCGCCUAAAUCGCCCACCACCAAUAACAAUGGCCGCUACUCUGUCGACGGGAAUCUCCAGCCAGGCCAGGUCUCACGCUUUGUCCUCGUGCUCCCCCGCGUGUACCUAGAUAACCCACACGCAGCCAUCCCAGUCGUGAACACAGGUACCAGACGCCAAUUCGUCGUCAGCGCCAACAAGCUCUCCUUCGAAGCCGAAGCAGCCUCGCGAGAAGCCUUCUGGUUCCGCGAAGAACUUCUUAAACGCGUCCUGGGAGGUUGGAGCGAACCCACCUCAGGCCGCGAGGGAACAAUCGAUCUCCGAAACAUCCGUCUGAAUACCCGCAUGGUUGAAGCCAUGCGUCUGGAAGAUGUCGAAAUGACCUUCUCUCUCUCCUCGCCUGCUAUCCCUGAGCAAGACUCUCCCAUCGUCCAAACCGGCCGCUCUCGUUUCCGCGCUAAGACAGACGACCUCUUGACACUGUCCGUGAAGAUCUGCAACCGCUCAUCUCGCCCCAUCCACCCUCUCCUCCGACUCCAACCUAGCUUGCGACACCAGCCUAGUAACAUCGCGUUGGAUCUCACCCGCCGAUUAGCGUGGACUGGCAUGCUACAGCAGUCCCUCCCAAUCCUGCACAGUGGCGAGUCUACACAGGCUACCAUCGGCGUGACGGUGCUAUGUCGCGGAGAAUACGAGAUCGGAGCAAGCAUCGAGGAAGUACGCCUGCUGCGCUCAUUCGACGAGCACAAGGGAAGCGAAGACGAGGCUAGUCGCCAUCACGACGGCAUUAGGGAUACCUUUGGUGCGGAUGUGGUGCGGCGACGACGCAUCUGGCAUGCGAAGGAGAAUUGUGUCAUACAUGCUCAUGAUUAA
Penicillium cinerascens is the source of this 4518-nucleotide messenger RNA. RefSeq names its product TRAPPII-specific subunit TRS120. The transcript is spliced from 2 exons. NCBI's taxonomy places the organism in Eukaryota, Fungi, Ascomycota, Eurotiomycetes, Eurotiales, Aspergillaceae. The record is from RefSeq and is a predicted model, not a curated record. Bases 121 to 4518 code for a protein of 1465 amino acids. Gene Ontology annotation, cellular component: trans-Golgi network.